Xyrauchen texanus (razorback sucker) is the source of this 8201-nucleotide messenger RNA. It is a transcript of the gene kif1ab, whose product is annotated as kinesin family member 1Ab. Gene Ontology annotation, molecular function: ATP binding; microtubule binding; ATP hydrolysis activity. Lineage: Eukaryota; Metazoa; Chordata; Actinopteri; Cypriniformes; Catostomidae. Gene Ontology annotation, cellular component: microtubule; axon; dendrite. The coding region runs from base 351 to 5708 and encodes 1785 amino acids. Gene Ontology annotation, biological process: cytoskeleton-dependent intracellular transport; microtubule-based movement; vesicle-mediated transport. The record is from RefSeq and is a predicted model, not a curated record. The transcript has 49 exons.
CUCUCCCUUCCUCUCUCAACACAUUAUCCCUUCCCUCCUCUCAUCCUGCACACCCCCUCCCUGACGCACCACUGCGUACCAGGCCAGGCAAAGCCAGACUCCCUCAGUCUGAUGGUCUUGCCAGUGGAGGCUCCACCUGCAUUGAUGUUGCUGAACUAGGGAGAGGCUGAGAGCCUACAGCAAAAACAAAUAACAGAGGACUGCGGAUAAAAGAAGUAAGCUUGAUGGAAUAACCCACUGCUGUCCACAAUCUCAAAAGGAUAUUGUUAUCAGGAAUCAGGUGGUAGGUGGCCUCUGAUUCCUGGCUGGGUUUUGUCUCAUCAGAUCCUGUGCUGUAUCACUCAGACACCAUGGCAGGAGCCUCGGUGAAAGUAGCCGUGAGGGUUCGUCCCUUCAAUUCACGAGAGAUUGGAAAAGAUAGCAAGUGUAUCAUCCAGAUGUCAGGCAACACAACCACAAUCAUAAACCCUAAACAACCAAAGGAAAACAAGAGCUUCAACUUUGACUAUUCUUAUUGGUCACAUACAACGCCAGAAGAUGUUAACUAUGCAUGCCAAAAGCAGGUGUAUAAAGACAUUGGGGAGGAAAUGCUUCUGCAUGCUUUUGAGGGAUACAAUGUGUGUAUAUUUGCCUAUGGCCAGACUGGGGCAGGAAAGUCUUACACCAUGAUGGGCAAACAAGAGAAAGACCAAGAGGGCAUCAUUCCAUUGCUAUGUGAGGACCUGUUUACCAAGAUCAGUGACAAUAAUGUCAAUAGCAUGUCAUACUCAGUUGAGGUGAGUUAUAUGGAGAUUUACUGUGAACGUGUUAGGGAUCUGCUGAACCCAAAGAACAAAGGGAACCUGCGUGUGCGAGAGCAUCCCCUGAUGGGGCCAUAUGUGGAGGACCUGUCAAAACUAGCCGUAACCUCCUACAAUGACAUCCAGGACUUAAUGGACUCUGGCAACAAAGCCAGGACUGUGGCGGCCACAAAUAUGAAUGAGACCAGCAGCCGCUCUCAUGCCGUUUUCAACAUCAUCUUCACCCAGAAACGACAUGAUGGUGAAACAGACAACACCUCUGAAAAGGUCAGCAAAAUCAGCCUAGUCGACUUGGCAGGAAGUGAGAGGGCCGAUUCUACUGGAGCUAAAGGCACUAGACUGAAGGAAGGAGCCAAUAUCAACAAAUCUUUAACAACACUGGGUAAAGUUAUCUCUGCUUUGGCUGAGAUGGACUUUGCACCAAACAAGAACAAAAAGAAGAAGAAAGUGGAGAGCUUUAUUCCUUACAGAGACUCAGUUCUGACCUGGCUGCUGAGGGAAAACCUCGGAGGAAACUCUCGUACUGCCAUGGUAGCAGCUCUGAGCCCUGCUGACAUUAACUAUGAUGAGACACUCAGCACACUCAGGUAUGCUGAUCGUGCCAAGCAGAUCCGAUGCAACGCCGUCAUCAACGAAGACCCCAACAACCGCCUGGUGCGUGAGCUGAAAGACGAAGUGGCACGUCUGAAGGAUCUGCUCUACGCUCAAGGUCUUGGAGACAUCAUUGAGACAUUUCGGGCGCAAGGUCCUGGGAUACCUGCUCUCAAAUUGACCAAUGCCAUGACAGGGAUGAGUCCCUCCCCUUCUCUCUCUGCCCUGUCAAGCCGAGCUGGCUCCAUCAGCAGCCUGCAUGAUCGAAUCAUGUUCAGUCCGGGAAGUGAGGAAGCUAUUGAGAGGCUGAAGGAAACUGAGAAGAUAAUUGCAGAACUCAAUGAAACUUGGGAAGAGAAACUUCGCCGCACAGAGGCCAUUAGGAUGGAAAGGGAGGCACUUUUGGCUGAAAUGGGUGUGGCAAUGAGGGAAGAUGGAGGAACAGUUGGAGUCUUUUCUCCUAAGAAGACACCUCACCUGGUCAAUCUGAAUGAAGAUCCACUGAUGUCUGAGUGCCUAUUGUACUACAUUAAAGACGGAAUCACCAAGGUUGGCCGUGAGGAUGCCAGCAGUCGGCAGGACAUUGUCCUAAGUGGUCAUUUCAUUGAAGACGAACACUGUAUCUUCACAAGUAGCACUAAUGCCUCAGGAGAGGGAACAGUGGUCCUAGAGCCCUGUGAGGGAGCCGAGACUUACGUUAAUGGGAAGAGAGUUACAGAGCCCACUAUUCUCAGAUCAGGUAACCGUAUCGUUAUGGGCAAGAGCCAUGUGUUCCGAUUUAAUGACCCAGAGCAAGCCCGGCAAGAACGAGAAAGGACACCAUGUGCAGAAACACCUGUGGAGCCUGUGGACUGGGCUUUUGCCCAGAGAGAACUGCUGGAGAAACAAGGCAUUGAUAUGAAGCAAGAGAUGGAGCAGAGAUUACAGGAACUGGAGGACCAGUACCGUAAGGAAAGGGAAGACGCAAGCAACCUUCUGGAACAGCAGAGACUGGACUACGAGAGUAAACUGGAAGCUCUUCAGAAGCAGGUUGACUCACGAUAUUACCCAGAAAUCACGGAGGAAGAGGAGGAACCAGAAGAGGAAGUGUCGUGGACAAAGCAAGAGACAGAACUGGCCCUCUGGGCUUUCCGUAAAUGGCGAUUCUACCAGUUCACCUCUCUCAGAGACCUGCUCUGGGGAAAUGCAAUUUUCCUCAAGGAAGCUAAUGCCAUUAGUGUGGAGCUCAAGAAAAAGGUUCAGUUUCAGUUUGUAUUGCUAACAGACACACUGUACUCACCGCUGCCCCCUGACCUACUGCCCCCCAGCGUAGCCAAAGACAGAGAGAAAAGGCUGUUCCCACGCACCAUAGUAGCAGUUGAAGUUCAGGACCAGAAGAAUGGUGCCACACACUACUGGACUUUAGAGAAACUCAGACAACGACUGGAUCUGAUGAGAGAAAUGUAUGACCGAGCAGCAGAGGUGCCCAGUUCUGCAAUUGAAGAUUGUGACCAUAUGAUGUCUGGUGGUGAUCCCUUCUAUGACCGCUUUCCUUGGUUUCGUCUGGUUGGCCGCACUCCCAUUCUGAACACGUGCAUGAGCAAGCGCAUGAGUGACCUUACCCUCUCCCCCACCCUCUCCGACCCCGACCCCGACUCUGACAUAACCGAGCUUGCCGAUGAGCGGCAUUAUGGGAAAGUCGAGGUGGAUGAUGAAGAGUUGGAGGACUUGGAUGAUGAGAUCUUUAUGGAGGACUCAGAGCUUGAGAGAGAGGAGGAUGGUGUGGAGGAGCACUGCCCUGGUGCCAGCGAUGGCCAGGACCCCUUUUACGACCGCUGGCCUCUGUUCAGUUUUGUGGGAAGGGCAUUUGUGUAUCUAAGUAACCUGCUGUACCCUGUGCCAUUGGUACACCGUGUGGCCAUUGUUAGUGAGAAAGGAGAGGUCAAGGGGUUCCUCCGGGUGGCAGUACAAGCCAUCUCGGCUGAUGAAGAGGCUCCUGAUUAUGGCUCAGGUGUACGACAAUCAGGAACCGCCAAGAUUUCAUUUGAAGAUCAACAAUUUGAGAAGUUCCAGACAGAGUCAUGCACUGGUGGGAUGUCUCACACAAACACAUCUCAAGAGGAGCUGCGCAUCGUAGAAGGAGAAGGACAGAACUCUGAAAUGGGGCUCAGUGCUGAUGAGGUCAACAACAACACUUGUACAGCAUCUCCUGAUAUUCUUAACAGUCCUCUUAAGGGCAUUCUGGAAUGUCCUCUUGAAGCGACUCAGGAAAAAUCUUUCCAGCACCUGAAAAUAGGCAGCAACUUUACCUUCAGGGUCACAGUACUUCAAGCCUCCAGCAUCUCUGCUGAAUAUGCAGACAUCUUCUGCCAGUUCAACUUCAUCCACAGGCAUGACGAGGCAUUUUCCACUGAGCCCUUGAAAAACACCGGCAGAGGCCCUCCUCUGGGAUUCUACCAUGUGCAAAAUAUAACUGUGGAGGUCACCAAGUCUUUUGUGGAAUACAUCAAAAGUCAGCCGAUCGUUUUUGAGGUAUUUGGGCACUACCAGAAACAGCCCUUUGCUCCUCUCUGUAAGGACCUAAUUAGUUCAUUACGUCCAACAAGACGGCAGUUCCCUAGGGUUAUGCCCUUGUCAAAGCCAGUGCCCGCCACCAAACUGAGCACCCUGACACGCUCCACCGCUGGCCCCUGUCACUGCAAAUAUGACCUCAUGGCUUUCUUUGAGAUCUGUGAACUGGAGGCCAAUGGGGACUACAUCCCAUCUGUUGUUGAUCACAGAGGUGGAAUGCCCUGCCAUGGUACAUUCCUAUUACACCAGGGCAUCCAAAGGAGAAUUACGGUCACUAUAGCCCAUGAAACUGGCAAUGACAUUGUGUGGAAGGACGUCAAGGAGCUGGUCAUAGGCCGCAUCCGUAACACACCCGAGGCAGAUGAGACGAUCAUAGAUCCCAACAUCCUGUCCCUCAACAUCCUCUCUUCAGGAUACAUACGGCCAUCUUAUGAUGACAGUGUGUCACUGGGAUUUGACCAUAGGACAUUUUACCACUUUGAGGCAGCAUGGGAUAGCUCCAUGCACAACUCCCUCCUUCUGAACCGUGUCACUCCAUAUGGAGAGAAAAUUUACAUCACUCUCACUGCUUACCUUGAGAUGGAGAACUGCACUCAGCCCACCGUCAUCACUAAGGACUUCUGCAUGGUGUUCUACUCCAGAGAUGCCAAACUUCCUGCAUCACGCUCUAUUCGAAACCUUUUUAGCACUGGUGCUUUCAGGCCCUCUGAGAGUAACCGUGUGACAGGAGUGUAUGAAUUAAGCCUCUGCCACCUGGCGGAUAUCGGAAGUCCUGGUAUGCAGAGGAGGCGCAGACGGGUGCUGGACACCUCAGUGGCAUACGUACGUGGAGAGGAGAAUCUUGCAGGCUGGAGGCCCCGCAGUGACAGUCUCAUCCUGGACCACCAAUGGGAACUGGAGAAACUCAGCCUAUUACAAGAGGUGGAGAAGACCAGGCAUUACCUUCUGCUGAGAGAGAAGCUAGAAGCUUCUUUGCUGCUGGAACAGGACACUUUUUGUGGUAAAGACCUCAUGGACUCACCUAAAGCCUCAAGCCCCUUGAUCAGUCCAGUAGCCAGCCUGGGUCUGGACAGCCCCAACAAUAGGCAGAGGGAGCUUGCUGCCAAGUGUGUGCGACUGCUCAUGCACACCUUCAACAGGCAGUACAGCCAGGUGAGCAGCAGUCUCAGUGAGAGCAAGCUGUCAGAGAUGUCUGCAUCAUUCUUAAGAGACAGAUCUUCCUCAGCUCUGAGCACUCUGACCCCCUCCUCCACCUGCCCGUCAUUGGUGGAUGGUCACUUUGGCAAUCCAGACUUCAGAGGUGCUGAGACAAACUCUGGUGCCUCGAGCCCUGAUCUCGACCCCUUCAGCCCUGUCGAGAGAAAACCCAGGAGCUGCACCUUCAUCCCCAAUAUCCAAGAGAUUCGUGUCAGCCCGAUUGUGUCAAAGAAAGGCUAUCUCAACUUUCUGGAGCCACACACCAGUGGCUGGGUCAGACGUUAUAUUGUGGUGCGGCGGCCAUACGUCUACUUGUACCGCAGUGAGAGAGACUGUGUAGAGAGAGCCAUCAUCAACCUCUCAUCUGCCCAGGUGGAUUACAGUGAAGAUCAGCAGACCAUGUUGAGGGCUUCUAACACAUUUGCUGUGUGUACUGAGCACCGCAACAUUCUCCUCCAAGCCAGCAAUGACAAAGAGAUGCAUGACUGGCUGUAUGCUUUCAACCCACUGCUGGCUGGAACCAUCAGGUCUAAGCUUUCCAGAAGAAAAUCAGGUCAAAUGAGGAUGUGAAACACUUUUUUUCUUAGCUCAAAACAUAAACAGAUAACUAACAGAACCUUGUGAUUUAAUUAGGUCAAUCCCCACUUCAUCACAGCUGCAACUUGCCUGCCUGCCCCAGCAAUCCUUGGUCUUUCUAUACCAACAUGCCAACCAUAGACUGUGGGCCUAGCUUCACAUAGAGUGUGUGUUUAUGUGUGUGUGAUAGGCCCCAUUUAGUCAGUUACAAAUGUAAAUGUGCAAUUGUAUUAUUCCUCGCUGACAUUGCUAAAAACUAGAAUGGCAUUUUAGACAUGGCCCCACUCAUAUCUGUAACAGCAUUAGUUCAUUUGUAAAUGCGACACAAUGCUCUGUGUAUGUGCUCCUGCAGAAUAGAUGUCAAGUGCUUUUAUCUGGGCUUCAGUAGAUGCCUCUUGGUUUUGAAAACGCUGCCAUGGUCAUUGUGCUGUUUGAAGGGAUACAGAGCUUUUAAGGUUUUUUUUAAGUUGACCUUUUGGAUGAUUGCAGAAGAAAGAAUUGGGAUGGAGCUUAGACAUGGGAAAAGUUGUACUAACCCUCUACCAAGUUUUUAUUUGUGUUUUUUCAUCUGUUAUGUCUUUUUUUUUUACAUUACAUAAUUAUGUUUACUUGUUUAUUAAGCAUUGUAUGUUUUAUAAACAUGAUUUAUUAAGAGGCCACUAUUUGAAGUGUGUUACAAAAAUGUAUUUUACACCUUGAUAAUAAGCUUUUAUUAUUAAGGUUAGUUUUGUUAAUUUGCACAAAAGCUCUGCUGCUACAGAACAUUUUAACUCAUUUGAUGUAUCUGUAUUUAUAGCUUUUGUCUGCUUGGAUGAAUGACACAAAAAUUGGACAGAGGUGAAGAUAAAUUUCCUGUUAUCGAUGCACUGAACAUAAAUACAGCACGUUUAACUUUUAGAUAAGAGAGAUUUUAUUUAGAUUACAGCAUACCGCAUCUAUCACAUUGUAUUGUGCAGGAAGUCUGUGUUCAAGAGAACUGUAUCUUACGUAACUGUAGUUCCUAUUUUAUAGCUUCUAUCUUCCAGUCGUUCCAGCCUUACAUGUCAAAACAGAAUAUUUGUUUUCAAGAACAUUUGGAGAGUACCCCGUACUUGGUGUUUCUCCUGAGAGGUGGCAAUGAGAUGAUUUCUUGGAAGAGGAAAUCCAGUUUUAUUGUUACAGUACAGGUAUAUAACGAAAAGUAUGUUAAGUCCAAUGAUUUUACCAAAAGUUUAGUUGUCAACAUCAGAUUUGUUCAAGAGAAACCUUUAUAUACAGUAGCUCAAUUAAAGUGUUUUUGUUUUUCGUUCAUUUUAUGUGAAAUGUUUCAGUUAUAUUACGCAUACCCAUGUUCCUUGUUUUUGGUCCACCCUUUGCUUUGCGGCUGUAAAGAGACUGUAAAAGUAUAGAAGAGCUGUGUUUCCUAUGAGGAAAUUUAAAUGAUAGUUACAUCUUAAAGAGGUAUUUCCAGAGGCCACUAUAUCGUUUGUUGAUACUGUAAAUUCAGAGAUCUGUUCUAUAUGCUAUUGGUCAGUCAGCCAUUUAGUAUGUUGCUCAUGCCAUGUGUUGCUGUCUUAGACCUCCUCCUGAUGUUUUGUGCCAUGGGCCAGCCAACCCAAAGAGCACAAAUUUAACAGCAAUAUCAGUUCUGAACAUUGCCUGUUUAGAUAGCAGUACUAGCCUAUACCUCUCAAAAUUAUUUCAUAAGCAGCUAUGCAUGUAGGUAAUGCCUUGAUGGAUUUAGCAAGUUCAAUGAUAUGGAUCUGAAAUGCUAGUUAGAAACAGAUGUUUGGAUUCUGGACAUUAUGUUGACAGUUAUACCUCCCAGUGCCCUGAUCAAGUUUUUUUUUUUAUCCAUUCCUGCUUUUGAUAAUGCUAUGUACAGUAUAUGAUAGCAUGCUGUACAUAUCUAUUCUGCAUUUAAAUGAAAUAUAUAAAAUGUAUCUCCAUACAGUAUGAGUAGCAUUUACAUAAAAAUAAUAGUUACGUCAGAUUCAGUUGUAUUAUUUUACCGGAAUCAAGGAUCACAGUUGACUAUGAGCAUGAUGUGUUUGCAUCCCUGCUUUGGACAUUCAAGAGGACUUUGUCAACAUGCAUCAAGAUGAAUUGCAGAUAAAUCUAAUUUUUUGGGUUUAUAGUUGAACUUGAUAAUGUGUCUUUAUCUCUCACUCUCAAUGGAUCCCUUAUGUUAUUAUGUCUUUUCAAGCAUCAUUUUGAAUAAAUAUCCUUCAUCCAUCCUAAUAUUUCAAAUAAUAAUAAUAAAAAAAUGGAUCUCAAUAUGAACUAAGUGUAUCUACUGUAAUGGCUUCUAUAUUUCUGUUGAUUUGCUCUGUAUAUAAACCCAACUGUGAUCUAGCACACAGCUGUAACCACUUUAUACUAUAAUACUGUGUAUAAUACUAUACUGUAGUGUACUCAAGUGCUCAAGAUAUUUGAGUGUUGGACCUGUGUCUUCUAAUGUCUGUGGACACUUAAAACUUUGUCGGGUGUGAAAUAAAUGUGAAAAAU